Molecule: messenger RNA, 3747 nt
Organism: Penicillium arizonense
Lineage: Eukaryota; Fungi; Ascomycota; Eurotiomycetes; Eurotiales; Aspergillaceae
Product: DNA-directed RNA polymerase I core subunit RPA135
Exons: 2
Coding region: 1-3747 (1248 amino acids)
Biological process (GO): DNA-templated transcription
Cellular component (GO): RNA polymerase I complex; nucleus
Molecular function (GO): ribonucleoside binding; DNA binding; DNA-directed RNA polymerase activity
Source: RefSeq, a predicted model, not a curated record
AUGGCCCCUGCCGCCACAGACACCCAGUGGUCGGUGGACUACGACACCCUGCGACGGGAGAACCUGUUCCAGAAUCCUCCCACGGAUCACACAGCCUACCCGUCGCUGGCCGAGUCGAUUCGGCCGCAUAUCGAUUCUUUCAAUGCACUCUUCGAGGAUAGCAAGAUUAUGGAGGCUGGAUUGAGAGAUAUCGGUACCAAGACUUUUCUCGAUGGAGAGCUCGAGACCUAUGAACAGAAAAAGGCCCGUCAAGCCGAGGGUCUUCGCCCACCGAAGCGGAAUCGUCUGAACGUCCGCGUGCGAGAAAUCUUCCUCGAGAAGCCCACCCUGCCCCCCACAAACAAGUUCGCAACCCGCAACCGUGAAAUAUAUCCCUCAGAAUGCCGAGAGCGCCAUGCGACAUACCGUGGUAAGCUCCGUGCUCGUCUCGAGUACCAGGUCAACAACGGCGACUGGAUGGAGUCCGUCCGCGAGCUGGGUAACGUCCCCAUCAUGGUGCGCACCAACCGGUGUCACCUGGAGAAGGCCACUCCCGAGGAGCUUGUGCGCCACAAGGAGGAAUCUGAGGAGCUGGGUGGUUUCUACAUUGUUAACGGUAAUGAGAAGCUGAUCCGUAUGCUGAUCGUCGGCAAGCGCAACUUCCCCAUGUCCAUCAUUCGUGGUUCAUUCGUGAAGCGUGGUCAGUCUUACACAAAGUUCGGUGUUCAAAUACGAUCAGUUCGUCCCGAUCAGACAUCGCAGACCAAUGUGCUUCAUUACCUCUCCGAUGGAAACGUGACCUUCCGUUUCUCAUGGCGCAAGAACGAAUAUCUCAUCCCUGUGAUGAUGAUUCUCAAGGCGCUCGCUGAGACCAACGACCGCGAAAUCUUCGAAUCCAUUGUCGGCGGUGCUCAGUCUAAGGGCAUGAAGAACACCUUCGUCACAGACCGAGUCGAGCUUCUCCUGAGAACCUACCAUGCCUACCAGAAGCACAGCCAGUACGACUGCCGGUCCCACCUGGGUAAGGCUUUCCGCCCUGUUCUUGGUGUCCCUGCGGACAUGCCCGACGAGGAAGUUGGCACAGAGUUUCUCCGCAAGGUCGUUCUCCCUCAUCUUGGAAACGAGAAUGUCACAGAGUCUCAGGACUGGGACAAGUUCAAGAUGAUCACCUUUAUGAUCCGGAAGUUGUACUCCACCGUCGCAGGUGACUGUGCUCCUGACAACCCCGAUGCUGUCUCCAACCAGGAAAUCCUGCUUGGUGGCUUCCUGUACGGUAUGAUCCUCAAGGAACGUAUCGAGGAAUGGCUUCGAUCAUUUGGACCUAUCGCUAGAGACUGGUCUAUUCGCAACAACGGUGCCAAAUUCACCGAUUCAGCAUUUGAGCGGGACUUCCUCUCCAAGAUCGUCAAAAGAUCCAACGAGAACAUCGGUAAUGCGCUCGAGUAUUUCCUUUCUACCGGUAACUUGGUCAGUCCUACAGGUCUUGAUUUGCAGCAAACCUCUGGUUACACUGUCAUUGCCGAGAAGAUCAACUUCUACCGUUUCAUCAGUCACUUCCGCAUGAUUCACCGUGGUAGUUUCUUCGCCCAAUUGAAGACUACUACCGUCCGUAAGCUGCUACCAGAGAGUUGGGGUUUCCUUUGUCCUGUGCACACUCCUGAUGGAUCGCCUUGUGGUCUGCUUAACCAUUUGGCGCACAAGUGUUUGAUUUCUACCGGUGACCUGGAAGUCUCUCACCUACCUCGACUUUUGGUCCAGCUUGGUAUUCGGUCCGAGUCUUCUGUGGCAAUUGACGAGAGUGUGGUUGUACAGUUGGAUGGCCGAAUUAUUGGUUACUGCUCCCCGAAGCAAGCCCAGAGAAUUGCCGACACCGUUCGGUACUGGAAGGUCGAAGGAAAGCACAACAUCCCCCGUGAAUUGGAAGUCGGAUACGUCCCAAACUCAGCCGGUGGACAAUACCCCGGUGUCUACAUGUUCUCCCAGUCCGCAAGGAUGUACCGACCUGUCAAGUACCUGGCUUCCGACAAGCUGGACUUCGUGGGUCCAUUCGAGCAGCCCUUCAUGGAGAUUGCCUGUGUCGAGUCUGAUCUGAUCCCCGGUCUCUCAACACACAUCGAGUUCACCCCGACCAACAUCCUGUCAAUCGUCGCCAACAUGACCCCCUUCUCCGACUACAACCAAUCUCCCCGUAACAUGUACCAGUGUCAGAUGAGCAAACAGACCAUGGGUACACCGGGUACCUCAAUCGCAUACCGUACGGACAACAAGCUGUACCGCAUUCAGACUGGUCAAACGCCAAUUGUCCGGCCACCACUGUACAACGCCUACGGUCUGGACAACUUCCCCAACGGUAUGAACGCAGUUGUUGCCAUUAUCUCUUACACCGGAUACGACAUGGACGACGCCAUGAUUAUCAACAAGUCCGCCCACGAGCGCGGCUUCGGUCAUGGUACAGUCUACAAGACCAAGGUUCACACCUUGGCCGAGGGCGACUCCAAGCGCAGCAAGUCCAAACGCGAUGUCACCAAGCUGUUUGGAUUCGCUCCCGGCGACGAGAUCAAGGAGCAGGUGCGAGCCAUCCUCGACGAGGAUGGACUGCCUCACCUGGGUGCUCGCGUCAAGGAGGGAGACAAGAUCGCCGCCUGGCACAAUGUCCGCUUCGAUCCUGCCUCCGACUCGUUCGUCAACGUCGACGGUAUCACUCACUACAUGAAGUACAAGGAUGCUGAGGAGGGAUACAUCGACAGCAUUCGUAUCAUGGGAUCCGAGAAUGGCAACGAGCCCAUGCAAUCCCUCAGUGUCAAGUACCGCAUUCCCCGAAAGCCGGUCAUUGGUGACAAGUUCUCCUCUCGUCACGGUCAGAAGGGUGUCUUGUCACAGCUCUGGCCUGCGGUCGACAUGCCCUUCUCCGAGAGCGGCAUGCAGCCCGAUCUGAUUAUCAACCCUCACGCUUUCCCAUCCCGUAUGACAAUCGCUCAGAUGAUCGAGUCUAUGGCCGGAAAGGCCGGUGCCAUGCACGGUCUCCCCCAAGACUCAACACCCUUCCAAUUCUCCGAAGAGAACACCGCAACCGACUACUUCGGCGAGCAGCUCCGCAAAGCCGGCUACAACUACUACGGCAAUGAGCCCCUGUACAGUGGAAUCACAGGCCGCGAAUUCUCCGCCGACAUCUACAUGGGCCUGGUCUACUACCAGCGUCUGCGUCACAUGGUGAACGACAAGUUCCAAGUGCGAACCACCGGUCCCGUCAACGCCCUAACCGGCCAGCCCGUGAAGGGUCGUGCCAAGGGUGGUGGUAUCCGUGUCGGAGAGAUGGAGCGUGAUUCCCUGAUUGCCCACGGCGCCGCCUUCCUCCUGCAAGAUCGUCUGAUGAACUGUUCCGACGCCCAGCAUACCUGGAUCUGUCGCUCUUGUGGUUCUUUCCUCUCCACCCAGGUCGCCGUCUCUGGCUCGUCCCGUUCCCGUGCUGCUAUUAACCCCGGUGCUGCUGCCGCCGCUGCUAAGGCUGCUCCUAACCAGCAGAGUCACUCUCACGCUGCUGGCGCCGUUGGUGCUGUUGGAGGUGUGGCUGGUAUUGUGCGUUGUCGUCGUUGUGCCCGCGAGGCUGUCUUUGAUGACUCCCGUGCUGAGGUCUGGGAGGAUGGUAAUGGGCAGCGCUUUGUUGGUGGUGACAAUGUUACGAUUGUUGCUGUGCCUGGUGUGCUCCGCUACUUGGAUGUUGAGUUGGCUGCUAUGGGUAUCCGCAUGAAGUUCUGGGUGGAUAACUGA